Molecule: messenger RNA, 3374 nt
Organism: Panthera uncia (snow leopard)
Lineage: Eukaryota; Metazoa; Chordata; Mammalia; Carnivora; Felidae
Product: cytosolic phospholipase A2 beta-like
Exons: 10
Coding region: 1091-2716 (541 amino acids)
Biological process (GO): glycerophospholipid catabolic process
Cellular component (GO): cytosol
Molecular function (GO): calcium ion binding; calcium-dependent phospholipid binding
Source: RefSeq, a predicted model, not a curated record
CUAGGUUGGCCUCUUAUCCCUCUUCCUGCUGCUGCUUGUCACUCCCUGGGGCAAUGGGUGAGAUCGCUGCUGGAACAGAAGUGAUUCUUAGGUAUUCUUUCAUCCUUCCUACAGGAUACCCCCCAAGAGCACCUGAAGGUGCCCCUGAGGGCCUUGCCCUCUGGCCAGGUGGUGAGGCUUGUCUUCCCUACGUCCCAGGUACUUGAUCACCCGGAGGAAGAAUGCCAGAAGCAUAGGCAGGGCUGGGCCCCAUGCCUUAUAGGGGGCCUGUGGUGGUAGGAGCUUUAGUCUUAGGGCCAUGCCCUGCACAAGUGCUGAGCCAGGUUCUGAGGAGAGGGGGUCCUCUGAACAGAGCUGCCUUGAAGCCUCAGACCUUGUCCCUGUGGAGAUGGCCGGAGGCCCGAGGGAGCAUGGGAGCAUCAUAGGGUGUGGCUCAGGCCAGGAUGAGAGGAACAUGGUGGCCAACUUUUGUGACUGAAGUGUUCAUGGUUUUUAGGAACCCCUGAUGAGGGUGGAGCUGAGAAAAGAAGACGGGUGAGAGCUGGCUAGUCCGGGGGAGAGGGCGUGGGGGAGAGCAGGCAGGCACCUGCACUUGAACUUGAGGCACAGAGAGGGCCAGGAAGCCACAAGAGAGAAAUCAUGCUCCCUUUGGGUGGUGGCGAUUGUGGGUGGACCGUAGCUAAUAAUCUUCAUGAGACAAGAGAAGUCACCCACCCUGGCCCUUCUUCACAUGCCUGGAAGACUAGCCACGAAGAGGUGGGAACACUGUUUCUUGUCUCCGCUGGAGUCAUUUUUGGGUGGUAAUGGAGAGAAGCUGAGAGGUGGAAGUAGAUCUAUGGUGGUGGGUCCCACCCGGGGGCCUUUUUAGGCACCAGCAUUUAUAGUCGUGGGAAUCCAUUUUCUUGCAUUCCCCAAGUGUCCCCACCUGGGUCUAGGUGCACCUUCUCUCCAUCAUACCCACACAUGUCACGCUUCUGUCCAGACAUGGGCAGGAGUGUGGUUUGGGGAGAGGAGAGAGAGAUUGAGAAGUGGGCUUCUCAGGUGAGGCAGACCCGGCUUCCUUUUCUGUAAUGAGGCCGGGAGCUGCCUGAUGGUUCCUUCCUUCCCACCCAGACCCAGGGAGCUGGCUGUGCGGCUAGGCUGCGGCCCCUGUGCUGAGGAGCAGGCCUUUCUGAGCAAGAGGAAGCAGGUGGUGGCCAAGGCCCUGAAGCAGGUCCUGCAACUGGAUGAAGAGUUACAGGAAGAUGAGAUCCCUGUGGUAGCUGUUAUGGCCACUGGUGGUGGGAUCCGGGCGAUGGUUUCCCUGUAUGGGCAUCUGGCUGGCCUGAAGGAGCUGGGUCUCUUGGAUUGCAUCUCCUACAUCACAGGGGCCUCUGGCUCUACCUGGGCUUUGGCCAACCUCUACGAGGACCCAGAAUGGUCUCAGAAGGACCUGGCAGGGCCCACCGAGUCACUGAAAACACAGGUGACCAAGAGCAAGUUGGGCGUGCUUGCUCCCAGCCAGCUGCAGCAGUACCGGCAGGAGCUGGCCGAGCGUGCCCGCCUGGGCCACCCGCCCUGCUUCACCAACCUGUGGGCCCUCAUUAGUGAGGCCCUGCUGCACGAUGAGCCCCAUGACCAUACUCUCUCAGACCAGAGACAGGCCCUGAGUCAAGGCCAGAACCCUCUGCCCAUUUACUGUGCUCUUAACAGCAAGGAGAAGAACCUGACCACCUUUGAAUUUGCUGAGUGGUGUGAGUUCUCCCCCUAUGAGGUUGGCUUUCCCAAGUACGGUGCCUUCAUCCCCUCCGAGCUCUUUGGCUCUGAGUUCUUCAUGGGGCGCCUGACCAAGCGGCUUCCUGAGUCCCGAAUCUGCUUCCUGAAAGGUAUCUGGAGCAAUCUGUAUGCAGCCAGCCUCCAGGACAGCUUAUACUGGGCCUCAGAGCCCAGCCAGUUCUGGGACCGCUGGGCACAGGAUCAGGCCAAUUUGGACAAGGAGCAGGUUCCUCUUCUGAAGAUAGAAGAGCCUCCCACGGGGACCGGCAAGAUUGUUGAGUUUUUUACUGACCUGCUGACACGGCGCCCACUGGCCCAGGCCACACAUAAUUUCCUGCGUGGUCUUCAGUUCCACAAAGACUAUUUCCAACAGCCUUACUUCUCCACCUGGAAAGCCACCAAACUGGAUGGGCACCCCAACCAGCUGACACCUGCAGAGCCCCAUCUUUGCCUGCUGGAUGUUGGCUACCUUAUCAACACCAGUUUCCCGCCCCUUCUGCGGCCCACACGGGAUGUGGACCUCAUCCUGUCACUGGAUUACAACCUCCAAGGAGCCUUUCAGCAACUGCAGCUCCUGGGCCGGCUCUGCCAGGAGCAGGGCAUCCCUUUCCCGCCCAUCUCCCCCAGCCCAGAGGAGCAGCGCCAGCCUCCGGAGUGCUGCUUGUUUUCUGAUCCAGACCGCCCUGAUGCCCCAGCAGUGCUGCACUUCCCUCUGGUCGAUGCCUCCUUCCGGGAGUACUCGGCCCCUGGCAUCCAACGGACACCUGAGGAGAAGGGGGCCGGAGAGGUGAACCUGUCUUCAUCCAACUCUCCCUACCACUACUCGAAAUUGACCUACAGCCCGGAGGACAUGGACAAGCUGCUCCACCUGACACAUUACAACAUCUGCAACAACCAGGAACAGCUGCUGGAGGCCCUGCGUGGAGCUGUGCAACGGAAGCGCCGGCAGCACCGGCCGUAGUGAUGACGCUGCCCCGGCCGGGACUCCCCACUCCCCUCCCGACACUUUGUCAGACUCACUCCCUGUCCAUCUGGGUGAGUCGGGCAGAGACCGUCAUCACCAACGGUUCCAGAGCCUCCGCAGCCUGGAUGGCCCCCUCGCGCUCUGAGGGGCUCUGCCAAGAUAUGUGCCUGGCCCUACCCAGAUAGGGCCCUGCAGCCACCAGCACCCUCUCCACGUACUUGCAGGUAGGUUGAGGGUUUUAAAAGGGCUGAGAGCCCUGUCUCCUCAGCUGGAGGAGGUUUCCUCUUCAAGGAGAACAUUCAGAGGUGGCCGGAGGUAGACCUGGGGGGCCGUUACUGACCAUAUUUGCAAAAGUGUUCAAAGCUAUGUGACCCUUUCCCUUGCUACUUUGAAUAGUUGUACAGAGUGAAAUAGAGCGGUUUAUGUAUCACAGAGGAUCAUACAAUGUGAGAUGUUAAUGGGUUAUCUGUCAUUGCUGCCAAGAAGAGACAGGUCAUUCCAUGCUCCUGGUUGCACAUAGCAAGGACUGGUUUGAACAUCUCCCCAGGGGUACCUCACCGAGCUAGAUAGCAGGUCAGUCCAAACCUCCCCUGAAGAGAAGGCCAUGUCUGCCACGCUCUCCAAGCAGGGAGGUGGCCAGUUUGGCCUGGGCAGG